Cottoperca gobio is the source of this 5971-nucleotide messenger RNA. It is a transcript of the gene znf654, whose product is annotated as zinc finger protein 654. Gene Ontology annotation, molecular function: DNA binding; DNA-binding transcription factor activity, RNA polymerase II-specific. Lineage: Eukaryota; Metazoa; Chordata; Actinopteri; Perciformes; Bovichtidae. The transcript has 12 exons. Gene Ontology annotation, biological process: regulation of transcription by RNA polymerase II. Bases 51 to 4346 code for a protein of 1431 amino acids. Gene Ontology annotation, cellular component: nucleus. The record is from RefSeq and is a predicted model, not a curated record.
UACCUUACAAACCUGGCAACCUUGACUAUGCGCUGGAUACAGCAGACAGUAUGGCGGACAGCGAAAGCGAUUUGGAAACAGACAGGCUUGAAUUAGCUCUGGACACGUUGUGUGAAAGACACUGCAGCGACCAGUCGUCUCUAAAGAGCAAAGACUAUUGCUCUGAGUUUUGUGAGUUGGUCGAGGAGUACACGGGGCAAUGGCAAGUUCCUCUCCCUCAGCUGAAGGUGCUGCGGACUGCACUCUGCCGUUUCACCAAAGCCUCUGCUGCCUUCCCCGAUGACUGUCAGCACACCCACUAUGUUCUCAGCAGCAUGGCCCUGAGCUUUUUUGAACUGAUGCUGUUCUUCAGCAAAGAAGAAUUUGUGGAAGAGCCUUUAAAAGACAUCCUUGAUUCCUUUCAGGGGUGCCACUCUCAGCUCUUGAGGCACAGGAACAACUACCUUCAGCGUGUGAAGCUGAUCAUCAAAGCGGGCGGCCCAUGGGAGAACCCAGUGCUGCAAGGAAUCCUGAAGGAGGCCGACUUGCCACCGAAAGAGGUCGAGGACUACUUAAGCUCAGAGUUGCCAGUAUUCUUUGAGCUGCGGAUUCGCUAUCUGCAGGCCUGCGAACGAAUGCAAGAGGCCAUGUCCCUUUCUAAAAGCUGCCUGGAAAAUCGCGAGGCUGGAAAGCAUCUGUACUUCCAUCAGGCCUACCUGACCUGCCUCUACAAGGCCUCGCUGCACGAACACCUUCACAAGGAGAUGGCAGAGAUAGAUGGCCGUGAUGCGGUGGAGAUCAUCUGCAACACAGAGAGGGUUGAAAAAGAUGAUCUUCUGCUGUCGCUGUGUAAAGCUUUUCUUACCCAGCAGCUACACAAUGGAGACAUGUACUACAUCUGGGACCUGGUGUUCAUCUGGAGCAGGUUGCACCUCAGGGCCCAUCUCUCCAGACAUGGCUUCCUGGCCGAGUGCUUGCAGUUGGCUUCUUCCGCUACUAACGUCAGAGCCAUCUUCCCCUUCAUCAAACUGGUCACCACAGAGCUGGGAGUUGAAGGCGUCCACGUCUGUGUGGAGCUUUGUGCCAGGGCCUUGCAGCUUGGUGACAUGCAGGCUGACGGUGUAACCCGGUCCCUUGUCUGCAAGACCAUCGCCUUCCUGCUACCUCAUGACCUGGAGAUCUGUCGAGCGUGUGCACUGCUGGUCUUCUGCCAGGAACGCAGCCUGGAAGCUUACCAAACUGUGUGCCUGCUUUACAAUCAUCCUGACCAGGAGCCGCAUCCCCACAACAGCCCUGUCGUCACCAGCGUGCGCUUCCGUAUUCUGCAGAUACUCAAGGCGCGCCUGUGUUUUGACCCAGAGUUUUGGAACCUCCUGACCCUCAGGACUCAUUGCUUGGAGUUGAUGAGUGACAAGGUCAUGAAGGCUGCUGUUCUCAGUGAGAUGAAGGAGGAAGAGGAGAAGGAAUACAGCGAAGAGCUGUUAGUAAAUAAGUGUGACUCCUGCACUCCAGGUUUGAAUUCCUGUCAGUGCGCUGAGGAGGCUGUGAACCGAGACCUCCCAGAGGAGCAGACUGUGGCUGCAGAGACAGAGAGGUGUGUUGCCCCAUCAAACAACGCUCUUCUGAAGAGGAGGAAAUGGAGGAAAAGGCUUCGUAGGAGAAACCAAUCUGUGUCUGACGAUGAGGCCGACGUUGGUGACGAUCCAGAGAUCAAAUACAAUCUCAAAUCCACCUCUGUAGGCAAUAAGCCUGUGUAUUCACUAAGACGCAAUCACACUAACAGGGAAAAUUCAGCUUCUGUAAAAGCCCCUCUAAACCCCAAGAGAGAAUACUUGUCUAGAUGUGUGAAGAGCCAAAUUUUGAAAAGGAAGGGUCGGAAAAAAAGAUGGUUGCAGGGUCUUCCGAGGCUGGAGCAGGUGCAGACGGUUAAAGAGAAGAAGGUCGAAGUUCAAGAGACGGUCAAAGUUAUAGGGAAAAAGCGGGGACGGAAGCCUUUACAGAAGCUGGAACUCUCCUUCCCUGAUAAUGAAAUAUCUCGGACAGAGGAGGAGUCUGGUUUUGAGGAGAUAACUGACCCAAAAGACAAAGAGCUGGAUAUGCCUCACCUGGAGAAUGAACUUGAACUCACGAGUGAACAGAAAGAGAAUGAAUUUCAGCAGAUGGAUGAUCUUGAGAGGGAAAAUGCACUUGAGAAACAUCCUGACUUGGUCUGUGGUAGCAGUAUCAAUGAACAAACCCAUAAGGAACCUCAAACACAGUUCUGUGACGUUCUUCGUGGUGAGCCUCAAGCUGCUGCUCCUGCUGUUGAAGCUGAUCCUGCGCUUGAUGGUCCACCCUUAGAGUUAUUGGAUUGUCCAAUAGAAUUUUUACACAGCUACUCUCUUAAACCCAGAAAGCCUGAUGGUGAGAAAUCGCAACCUCCAGAGUCCUCAGCACCAGGUGAAGUUAAUGGCGACACAGAACAGGAGCCGCAACCCGGAGUGGAAACAGAAGUGCGUCCCAAUGAGGUGAAAGCCAAGAGAACGUGGAAGGACAGAAUGCUCCGUACUCAACAAUAUGCCCACUUGAUAUACCACUGCAACUUCUGCCGCAAAGACUAUAAAGGCUUGAAUGUUAUGAGGCACGCUCUCUCACACCUUAAGAGUAGGAAACUUAAAUGUAUACUCUGUGGAAAGCGCUUUAAACAGCUCACCUUUGCCAAAAAGCACGUCAUGGACCACAUUGAUGAAAUGUGCAAGCAGAAACCCCCUGAUAAGGACACAUGCACUGACACUCCAACUGCUAAUGGUAUAACGGAUAAUAUGGAAAAUCUGCCUCAGCAUAAAAACCACACUUUCAUUUCCAAUGAGGAGACUUCUGAACAGAAACCCGGAGCCAAAAGUAAAGUGUCGAGCCUCAAGAGGGAAGAUCGAAUCAUCAGGAACCUCCGCACCCUCAUCAAGAAGACAUCUGUGCUUCACAAGAAGUGCAAGAACCCUAACUCCAAUAUAUUCAAGCAGGUAGACUUCAAGGAUGAGCAUGUGGUCAUUAAAGAUGGCCUGGUGAUCGUAAAGCAUCCAUCUGUGAUGGUGAAGCUGGCGGAAGGAGAAGGGGGGGCGAAGCCAGCAGGAGAAAAUGGCUAUGGUGUUGACCUCACGUACCACUUGUGCCCCUCAGAGUCCUGUGAUAGAGUAUUCUUGAGGAUCAGCACCACACUAACUAAGCAUGCCAUCAAAUGCCAUAUUGGCGAAGAGAGGGUGCUGGAGAAGACUUUUGUGUGGGCCAAACACAAGUGCACCCUUUGCCUCAGGCAGAUACAGUUUCUCCAGCAUUAUAAGGACCACAUGAAGCUCCACGAUACUGCUCUCCAGCACUUCUGCUACCACCAAGAGUGUAACCAGCGCUUCCCGACACAGCAGGAAUUAAAGGACCAUGUCAAUACUCACCAUACCUACAGACCUCAAUGUCCAUUCACAGACUGUGAGAAGCUAUUCUCAAGCCUUCAAGGGCUCUAUGACCAUGAAUGGAGACACUACAUUCCAGCGCCUCAAAAAGAGGAUCUAGAGUUGGGACUCGGCAGACAGAAGCCGCAAAAUGCCGAAGCUCCGUGGAAGCAGAGAGUGAAAGUGGAGGAGAUCUGGCUGCAGAGUAAAAAGGUGCAGAGGGAGAGUCUGGCUCUUGAUCAUGUUGAGGCCUCAAAUCUUCAGGAUUUCAGAGAAAUUAAAUCUGAACAUCAGCCUUUUGAAAUAAGUGUCCCAGACGGUAAUCAGCCUGAUAAUUGUUCAGAGAACACGGUCAAGCGUGAGCCCACGGACGACGGCAAGGCCGCCAUGAAUGGACAUGAGGAUGAGACGAGAAACCAAGUGUCGGAGGAAAAUAUCUCCACUUCCAACACUGGUGCUGCUGCAGCGACUCCAAAGAAGAGCUGUCGAAAAAGAACACCGGCCGAGUGGGAUCCCUUGAAUGUCAAAGACAUUGAGGAUUUGUCCACGUUGUCUGAGGGAGUCCAGCGGCCACUGGGAGAGCCACACAUCACUGAGCACAAAACCUUCAAACCUGAAGAUCCCGUGUAUGCGACAUUUGUCAAAGCCCCCUUCGUCCGGCCGCCACCCUCCACCUACCUGGAUGAAGCUCGGCUCUCGAUGCGCAAGAGGAGGACCCCUGAUGUCGUUGCUCCAAAGAAAAAUACUUACUGGAGCAAUAAGAAAAAGAAGGAGGCUUGCCAAGAAGAGCAGAAGCAGGAGGAUAAUGUGCCGUCAGUGCAGAAGAUCAGGCAUCGCUGUGACAAAUGUCUUUCCUCUUUCAGCAGCGUGGAAGAAUUACAGAAACACCAAGUGCUGAACACCUGCUCGGCACUCUUUGGCUUCGAUUCAGACGAUGAAAGUUAGUGGUGAGUGAAGAGGAGCUGUAACCAGGGUGACUACCAUACUCUGCCACCUGGCUCAGGGCAUUCAUAAAGGAACCCUUUCCUAAUAUUCAGUUUGAUACUUGUUUAAUUCCUGAAUACCAGUUUUGUAGAGAAAGAUGUGCCAAAAUUGUUAAUUGGAGGAUUUUGAUAAAACCUUUUUUGAAGCAAUAAUUUUGACGGCUCAAACUAGUUUUUGAACAAAUAGUUUUUCCUGAAAACAUCAUCAGUGUGCGCUUUGUCAAAAACAAAUCUGUGAUGCAUGUACAUAUAUAUAUUCAUUUGUCUUUUCAAACAACAUUGGUUAUAAAAACACAUGUUGUGUCUUCAGCAAAUCUAAAAGUAAACUGACAAACCAAAUAUGUCCCAGGACAGCCUCCCAGAAUAAGCAAUCACAAUAGUUGUCCUUGUACAAAUACUCUUAUGUCCUGCCUUAAAAAAAAAAAACUUGUAAUCACAGUAUUCCUAUUUUAAAUGAUUCAAUGUUCCUUUGCUGGACUCACCAUACAGUGUAACUGAAAGUUAUUUAUGUUUCCUUUCAGUUUGUCCUGUUGACACUAUGUAGCACAUGUGCAUGUGGGUCAUAUAUUGAAGCCUUUAACAGUCAGCUAAAGUAAGCCUGAAUGUAGGUCAUUUUAAAAAACUUUUACAAUUAAUUGACAUUUCAUUUAAAAUAACUUUUUUCUUUUUGGAUCAUGUGAAUCUAAAUAAAUGUGCAUGUAUUUUAAGCCUCUGAUUUUAACAAAGAUAAUAGAUAAAGGUUCCCCUCUACAGACAAUAAUUACAUUUAACCUGUAAUCUGUUAAGAAUCUAUCUUUGAUUUUGUUUUUCUCCUCAUGCUUGGCGGCACAGGGACUUCUGGCUUUCCCACCUGUGUUAUGUUGUCCUUCGAGUAUGGAGUUACAUGCAUUAUGUCAUAAGCAGUGUUUGCAACUGUAUAAAAUAUUGUCAAAAAAACACAUUCAUUGUUGGAAAGAUGAGCUGUGUGUGUGUGUGUGUUCACUCGGUGUGUUCACUCGGUGUUAAGCAUGAUUGUUUAAUUAUUGUAGUCUUCCAAAUGAGUCAUGCACAACUCUGAGCUUUGGUCUCUGGGUGUGUAAAUAGUCUCACUAGAAGUGACUAACGGUGGAUAUGUGGUGGUUCUACAUCUCUCUGCUGUUAAUGUAUUUUAAUUCUACAUAAAUCCUCUGAACCCUCGUCACAAACGGUAACAGGAUGUUUUUUCAGCCUAAUUUGUUUGGACUACUGACUAGUCCUCGGGUCAUCUGGCAACAUGAAUCACUUACUCAUUAAAAUUAUUCACAAUUGUAUUAGUGCCAAGAUUGAAUCAGUGUUUGACUUUAGGAAAGAACCAUUAAAAUCAGGAAUAGUUUGUUUGCUUUGAAUUUCAAAUGUUCAGAUUAACUCGUCUGUUAUGUAUAUACUUUUGUGAUGGUUGAUCUGUAUAAUAACUUUUUAUUAAUGUAAGGUUUUUUUAUGAGACUGCACUCCUGCUUAUUUAUAUGUACAAAUGUUAAUAUUUUGGAUUUGUAAAAGUAUUGACGAUUCACCAUCUAUUUUUUGUAAAGAAAAUGAUUUAAUUUGUUUGAAUAAACGAAUGAAACUAAA